CCCAUUCUACCUACCCUGCUUCUCUUUCUCUCUAUAAAUAUAUAUAAAUGGACUUCACAAUUCAAAAACCUCAAUAUCUUCUAAGUGUAAAAUGGCAAUCACAAAAGCUUCACACGCCAUUUUAGUCCUCUUGCUCGGCCUAGUUUCUAUCGGGGCCGCAGCAGUCGAGUCGUUUGACUACGGGGCUGCCCUCGAUAAAACCUUGUUGUUCUUCGAGGCACAAAGAUCCGGUAAAUUACCUUCAAACCAACGUGUGAAAUGGCGAAGUAAUUCGGGCCUUGGCGACGGCUAUCCUCAAGGGGUAAAUUUGGUUGGAGGAUACUAUGAUGCCGGAGACCAUGUAAAAUUUGGUCUUCCAAUGGCGUUUAGUGUGACAAUGUUGUCAUGGGCAGCUGUCGAUUUUAAGGAAGACUUUAUGAAAUUAAAUCAAAUGGGACACAUUUUGGAGGCAAUCAAAUGGGGCACUGAUUAUUUCAUCAAAUGCCAUCCUCAACAAAAUGUGCUAUGGGGGCAGGUCGGAGAUGGAGUGUCGGAUCACUAUUGUUGGCAACGAGCGGAGGACAUGACGACGUCCCGAACAGCGUACAAGCUGGAUAUCGAGCAUCCCGGGUCAGACCUUGCUGGAGAAACUGCGGCCGCCUUGGCUGCUGCCUCUCUAGCUUUCAAGCCUUUUGAUUCUGCGUAUUCUAGUAUUCUUUUAGUGCAUGCAAAACAGAUUUUCUCAUUUGCAGACAGAUUCAGAGGCUUGUUUACUGAUUCAAUUGGGAACUCCAAGCAAUUCUACACAUCAUCUGGUUACUAUGAUGAACUAUUAUGGGGUGCAACAUGGCUACACAGAGCUACAAACGAUGAAUAUUACUUGAAAUAUGCUGUGGACAACUGCGUUGCCUUCGGUGGAUCCGGCUGGGCCGUCAAAGAAUUCUCUUGGGACAACAAGUAUGCCGGAGUUCAAAUCCUCCUCACAAAAUUGUUGCUGGAAGGACGAGCUGGAAAGUACGCCUCUACGUUGCAGCAGUAUCAGGCAAAAGCUGACUACUUCACUUGCGCGUGUAUGCAGAAGAAUGAUGGAUACAAUGUGAAGAUGACUCCUGGUGGCCUAAUCUAUCUACGUGAGUGGAACAACUUGCAGUACCCUGCCUCUGCUGCUUUCCUCCUCACUGUCUACUCUGAUUAUCUCUCCAAGGCCAAGAUAUCUGUGCAGUGCCCAGAUGGCCUAAUCCAGCCUCAACAAAUCCUCAACUUUGCCAAAUCACAAGCAGACUACAUUCUUGGCAAGAAUCCCAAGUCAUUGAGCUACUUGGUGGGCUAUGGCAAGAGGUAUCCUCUCCAUGUCCACCACAGGGGCGCCUCUAUCGCCCCUGUCUCUCUCCUUCACUCUGCUAUUGGAUGUGUUGAGGGGUUUGAGACUUGGUACAAACGGCAUGACGCCAAUCCCAAUGUCAUACAUGGAGCCCUUGUCGGAGGCCCUAACGCCAACGAUGAGUUCACAGAUGACAGAUCUGCUUAUGAGCAGACUGAGCCUACAUUGUCUGGAACUGCCCCUCUUGUUGGUGUUUUCUCAAGAUUGCACACACUGUUUUCAGGCCAACAAAUGGAGAAGUCAAAACAGCCUAAGCCUUCCAGUCCAUACCACAAACCACAAGUUCCAUCUCAACUCUAUGCACCAGCUCCCCAUUCCAAAGCAGCUGUCCCAGUUGAGUUUAUUCACUCCAUAACAAACUCAUGGACAGUUGGAGGGGAGAAAUUCUACCGUCACGAAGUGGUGGUGAAGAACAUCUCUCAAAAGCCUAUUGGGAAGCUGAAGCUGCAGUUUGAUGGGCUGACAGGAUCACUGUGGGGGCUGACUCCAACACAGGCAAAGAAUACUUAUGAGCUUCCUCAAUGGAUUCAAACACUAAAGCCUAAUUCUGAAUUCAGUUUUGUGUACAUUCAAGCUGGUGCUCAAGCUGAGAUUUUGGUUCAAAGCUAUCAUUGAUCAGUCAGGAAAAGAAUAGGAUUUUCUCGGGGGAUUUGAUGGUUUUAGAAUGGAAAGUGGCUGCGGCUGUUACUGCAGUUUCAACAUUUUCUGCAAUGGAAAUUGUAGGAUACAUGUACUAUUAGAUUUUCUUUUCCCUUUUAUGUCUCAAUCAUGUAAUAGUUUUCCAAUUACAUGUAUUGUUAGCUUGUUUGGUUGAGAAAAAUUUUAUUCAGAAAG
Messenger RNA from Salvia hispanica, 2194 nucleotides. Its product is annotated as endoglucanase 5-like. The record is from RefSeq and is a predicted model, not a curated record. NCBI's taxonomy places the organism in Eukaryota, Viridiplantae, Streptophyta, Magnoliopsida, Lamiales, Lamiaceae. Gene Ontology annotation, molecular function: hydrolase activity, hydrolyzing O-glycosyl compounds; carbohydrate binding. Gene Ontology annotation, biological process: carbohydrate metabolic process.